Dictyostelium purpureum is the source of this 3690-nucleotide messenger RNA. RefSeq lists its product as uncharacterized. Bases 1 to 3690 code for a protein of 1229 amino acids. Gene Ontology annotation, biological process: sexual reproduction. The record is from RefSeq and is a predicted model, not a curated record. Lineage: Eukaryota; Evosea; Eumycetozoa; Dictyosteliales; Dictyosteliaceae. The transcript has 8 exons.
AUGAAAAAUAAAAUAAAAGUUUUUAUUUUUAUUUUCAUUUUGUUAAAUUUAAUAAAUUCACAAUUAACACCAGAAUCACCAACAUUAACAGUUAAAGAAUUAUUAUAUGUGAAUGGCAGCAACACAUUUUUUGUAUAUCCAACAGUUUCAAAUUCGCAGUUGUGCUUAGUUUAUAUUCCUUUUCAAAUUGUAUCUACCCAAUACCAAUUAAGUAAUAUAUUAAUCAGUCCAUCUAAUUCAUCUGAAACCAAUUAUAUAUCGGAUGAUGGUAGAGAAAGAUCGAUAACCUACACAAAUAAUCAUCCACCAGGUGUAUUCAAUUCAACUUUAUCAGUAACUGAAAAUGGUAUUUCUUAUACAUUUGCAUUUAGUGUUCAUUGUUUGGAGGUUAAUUAUAAUAAUUUAAAAUAUCAGGUUAUAAAUACUGGUAUUUAUUAUUAUUCAUUGGCAUUCACUGUAAAGUUUGAUUUGUUCGAUCCAAGUUAUAAUGUAACAUUAAGGUUUGAGGGAAACACAGCCCAGUAUUAUAUGGGAAAUAAUCAAUACUUUGUCUCUUUUCUAAUCAACAAUCCAACAUUUUUUACUCCGGAUAGUAAUGGAAAUAUAGUUGUAAGGUUUAAAACUCCAGAUAGCUAUUAUUCAAUAUCAUUAAAAUCACCAUUUAAAAGUUCAAAUGAUCAUGCAAAGUUAAAACCAUAUAUGUCUUUUAGCUCAAUACCAAGCUUAAUGGAGUUAAGUGAUUAUACUACAACCAAUAAUUAUUUUUAUACAAAUACAUCACUCAUUUCUAAAUCUUAUCCAGAACCAUAUUUGAUAUCAUCUCAAAAUGGUAGCUUUACAUAUUUAAACGUAUUAUCAGUAGACCCACUUCAAACAGCAACAUUCAAUCUUUUUUAUUAUAGUUUGACCAAUCUUCUAUUUAAUGUCUUUUCUUAUACAGCAGAUAAAACAGCUUUAUCAUUUAUAGACCCAAAUUUAACUCUCGAUCAAAUAGCAGAUGGAUAUACAGAAAUUUUAUUUUCAUUUAGUUCUAUUGAAUAUCCAUACAUGAUUCAGAUAGGAAGUCCACUAGUAUCAUUUAGAUACCCAUUUGGUGUUACACAGUCAAGUGGUACAAAUCCCAGUUUUUCAUUUCCAAUUAUUAAUCAAGGAUCUAGAAAGGUUGCAUUAUUCCUCUCACUUUUUGUUAAUAAUGGAGCAGAUAAAAAUUUAAAAUUUGAACCUACUGUAAUUAGAACUAUAGAAGAGGUACCAAAAUCUUAUAUUCUAUAUUCAAACUAUAAUUAUAAAUAUAAGGUUGGAAGUGAAAUUAAAUCAUUAGAUACUGUGGAAAAAUUGGAUUCUAUUCAACUAUCAAAUUUUAAUUAUGAAACAGGUUUAAAGAAUAUAAGAUUCUAUCACAAUGAUUUAAAAGUAACAAAUAAUAGAGUAUCAAAUAAAAUGUAUAUUACACUGGAGAACUAUCCAAUUGGCAAAGAAAUUAAAGUAACUUUCAUAUAUUCUGAUUAUAGAGCAAAUGAAAAGAAGGAUACUGUUUAUUCAACAUAUAAUGCAACUUCAAAACAGUUUGAAUUUGAAUUUAUUGUUCCAAAGAACAUUAAAACUGGUGAUGUUAGUUAUACAAUUUCAUUAGAUUCUUUGGGAAGUUAUAGUUACCACAGUUUUGCAUUAUCUUCUGCAUAUCAGUUAAGAGUUGCUGAAUCAAAAAAUAUUGAUUUUAUUGGGCCAUUGGUUUCAGAUUUAAAGAUAUUAAAAUCACCAAAUGAAAAUAAAAUAUUGUAUGUGUUAGAAAUUACAGAUAGUUCAAAUGGUUUUAAACAAGGAUAUCUUUUAGUUCGUGGUACAAUUGAUAUUGCCGAAAGAAAUAUUACAAUAAAUCCAUCCAAUUUGUAUGCUGGUAAUAUAUUUAAAGGUGGUUAUUUUGUAGAGCUUCCUUUUGACAGUCCAUGCAACUCUCAAUUAUUUGAAAUUGUAUAUGCAUAUUUUGAAGAUACUGAAGGUUACUCAACUGAAUACGAUGUUUUAAAAUCAAAUAUAAAGAAUCCAUUUUAUUUAUUAGACCAAGUUAGUCUUAAAAUUGGCUCGAUUUGUGAUGGUACAACAUCAAAUAAUGGUAAAAAUUUUCCUGCACAGCUUGUUUAUUUAUCAAAACUUCCAAAUUUGACAUUCUCAGCAAAAGAAGAAUCAAGAACCCUUUUAUUUAAUUAUACAACAUCUCAUCAGAAUGGAAUUUCUUCCUAUUAUUUACCAAAGGUUUAUUUAGCAAACACAAAAAAUCGAUAUUUAUCAUCUACUGAAACUGUUAUUUUGAAUUCCAAUUUAACACAUACGACCUUCUCAUCGAAAAUAGUACUUCCUUUAUUAUUUGAACCAAAUUCCAGAGUAUCCAUCUAUGGAGUAUUAUCAAGAAGUGGUGUAACUGCAGGCUUCACACCAAAAUCAAUCGAUGAUAAAGGUUUCAUUAGUGUAAUUAAUUUUCAAGUUAAUCCACAACCAGUAAUAACCGGUUCUUCAAAACUAUCAAGUACAGGUUUGGGUGGUCUUUGGAUCUAUGGUUCAUCUUUGGAUUUAGCAACAAUUAUACAGAUUCAAUAUACCGAUGAAGUAAAUGGUAUAUUCAAAUCAAUUAGUCCAACAUCAAAUAAACCAACAGCUAUAUAUUUCGAAAAAAUCAAACCAACCACUAAACCAAUUAAUAUUAUUGUUGGUAUAGAUAGUUCUACAUUGGGUGAUCCAUACACAAUUAACCCAAUAGUCUUUGACUAUAUGGAGCAGGCCAAUACCAAUACAUCAUUAUGUAGGGGUACACCUUUGUGUGGAGGUCCAGACCAAGGUGAAUGUCUUUCAACAGGCUGUAAAUGUAUAUCUCCAUGGACUAGCGAUGAUUGUAUGUCUAGAGUUAUUCAAGUACCACCACCAAAUGCAAAUGAAACCACACCAUCAACUAAUAUUACAAUCGGUGAAGAAACAACAUUUACAAGUAUAGUAUCAAUAGUUGGUAUAAAAGAAUUGGAUAUCGAAUCAAAAGAAGUAAACAGAUAUAUUUUUGAUCAAUGGGAAUAUAGAGAAAUAUUUAAUGAUUCAUACAUUUCAAGAUACAGCUAUUCAUCAAGUAUCAAAAAAGAUAGUGAACAAGUAUCCAAUAUCACUGUAACAUUAGAUUGGUAUAAGGUGGAAUCAAAUAUUCAUUUUGCUGAUGAAGAAAUUCAUAUAAUGCCAUCAACUAUUAAAUAUACGAUCAAAAUUACAAGCUAUCCAUUUUCAACGAAACUAAAUACAUUACAAUUAAUAAUGAAAGCAUCUAUUCAAACUAACAGUAAAAAUUCUUGUUCAAAUAAAAAGUUUGGUGAAUCUAUAAGAGAUAAUUCAGAUUAUAUAAAGCUUCAAGUCGAUAAUCAUUCAUUCUAUGGCAGAUUCGUCAAAAGAUGUAUCAUUGAUGACACAAAAAUUUCAACAUUAACAAAUACAAUUUUAGAUUCAUCAAUGAAUGAUACCUUAUCAAAUGAUCAUCAAACAUCUCAAUCCUACAUUGGUAUCAAUAUUAAUCAAUUUACCGAUAAUGUAGUAAUUGAUCCAGAUUUCAGUAUAUUAUUAGAUUCAAACUCUGUAGGUUCAAGUUGUAGAGAUAACUCAGGCCUUACCAAAUCACAAUUAGCAGGUAUUAUUCAGACAGGUUGUAUUUUUUAUUAA